UGAGACUUGCUUCUGGAGUGUUUGGUUACAAUUGUAUAGAAGCUGUCAAUGUCACUACUCAGAUGGCCUGAAUAACUAGUAGCAAUGAAUUUGACAUUUGUUGGCUUGUGUUGUCGGAUGUGAUUGCUAGUUUCAUAUGUUUUUUUUUUUUAAUUCAUACGAUCGUUGGUUGAUGCAUAUAUGUUCUUGGGUAUGCCAUUUUCAGUUCCCAAUUGGAGGUUUGUCUUGUCUGUCCUUGUUUAGUGUCGAAUAUUGAAUGAUUGCUCGCACGGUAAGAAAUCAAACAGGGCACGAAAGAAUCGUACAAGGACGACUGGAGGAUCGCCCAAGGGGAGGGUUUCUUGCAUUGUCAAUGACGGGAAGAAUGGUCCUGCAAGCCACCCUUCAUCCUUCCUCUUCCUUCUUCUGCCAUCUGUACCUUCUCAGGCUUUAUCUUCCCUGAUGCAGAGGGUUUAACUUUUCCGGAGCUGGUGGUAUUCAUUUGUUUUAUUAUAUCGAAUGUUGUUGAUUAAACUAACUGGAUUCGUGUUGGUUUCCUCCCACUUGUUUCUCUCGAGCGGUGCUACUGGUAGAAAUUGGAUGGGCGUGCUGUAUCCAACAAGGGAUUUCAGUUUGCGUUUGGCCAUUAAAUCAAUCUGUUUAUCACCAAAGGUCGUGAUGUUUACUUGAUCAAUAACAGCUUGCCCACGCCAGAGGAUGAUGCCCACCUUCCGUCUCCAAUGCAAACAUCUCUAUCUCCAUCGUUUCUCCGUUAUGGUACUUAGGAGGGCUGUGUUCACAACCAACCGUUCUCCAUGCGUUGAAGAUCAGGAAACCUUGUCUCCUCACAAUCUUCUACAAGCUAACCCGAGGGCAUCUUCUUUUAUACCUUUUGAUCCAGAAGAACAAGAGACCAGAUUCGUCGGGUGCAAGGUCCCUACUUCUUGCGUUCUCUGCAACUCAUCUCCCCAGAUCAUCAACGACGUAUUCAAUUUCGUGUGCCGAUGCAGCGACGAAGGGGAUGACAAGAGGGUGUGUAGCUUGAACAUAGUUCCUCCUCUGAGCAAUGAACAAGUUGUCACAGUCGUGUCCAUGCUCGUCGAGAAGGCGGGGCCGAAACCAGCAUCCUUCUUCUUCAAUUGGGCGAUUGGCCAAGAAGAUUAUCGGACUUUCCUCCGAUUGUACUUGGCCAUGGCAGGCGCACUCAUCUGCAGACGAAAUUUCAAGAUGGCCCAAGAAGUUAUGAGGCAAAUGGUGGAGAAUCUCGCCGUCGUGGGGAGGCUUAAGGAAUCCAUUGACAUGGUGCUCGAAAUGCAAAACCAGGGGUUGCACUUGGACGUCCACACUUUGAACUGUAUCCUCAGGGAAGCCAGCAGUUUGGGUUCAAAGGAUUUGGUUGAGUAUGCAUUCAUGGAAAUGGCGGAGAGAAAUGGGGUGUCGCCGAAUUCGUGUUCUUUUAAGACAUUGGUGAGCUUCUACUGUAGAAUGGGAAGCAUUGGAGAUAUAGAGAGAAUGUUAAAGAUGAUGGUGGGAAGGGGACUUUGCAUAGAUAAUGUGGCUUUGACAGCAAUUAUCAGUGCAUAUUCUGCAAAAGGUUGCAUCGGUAGGGUGUAUGGAAUAAUUGAGACGAUGGGAAAGAGGGGUUUGUCAAUGAAUUUGAUUAAUUACACGACAUUGAUCAAUGGAUUGUGCAAAAGGGGGAGUGUGAAACAGGCUUUUGAAGCAUUGGAGGAAAUGGUAGGGAAAGGGAUAAAACCAAAUGUUUACACUCAUACUGCAUUGAUCAAUGGAUUGUGCAAGAAAGGAUGGACAGAAAGGGCGUUCCGAUUGUUCUUAAAGCUUGUUCGAAGCGAUCAUUAUAAGCCUAAUGUGCAUACUUAUAGCUCCAUGAUCAGUGGUUACUGUAAAGAGGGCAAGAUGGGUCGGGCAGAAAUGUUGGUGACAAGAAUGCAGGAACAGGGUUUGAUCCCAAAUACUGUGACUUACAGUACUUUGAUCGAUGGGCACUGCAAAGACGGAAACUUCAGCCGAGCAAAUGAAUUGCUAGAAGAAAUGGUAGGCAAAGGUUGCCUUCCAAACAUCACUACAUACAAUUCCAUAAUUGAUGGUCUGUUCAAGAAGGGAAGAGUUCAGGAAGCUCAUACCUUGAUCAAUUCAGCUCUGGCUCAAGGAUUGAAAUUUGACAGAUACACAUAUACCAUACUUAUCACUGAGAAUUGCAAGCGAGAUAAUGUGGAUCAGGCAUUGCAUCUGUUCAAGCAGAUGAUUGUGGCAGGUUGCGAGGCUGACAUGCAUACUUACACCACAUUGAUCGCUGCAUUUUGUAAGCAACGGAAGGUAAGAGAUGGUGAGAGGCUCUUUGAUGAAGCUUUGAAAAUUGGUUUAGUUCCGAGCAAGCAAACUUACACCUCUAUGAUCUGUGGUCACUGUAAGGAAGGAAAUGUGGACGCUGCUUUGGAAGUCCUUGAGAAAAUGAGGGAUAACGGUUGUAUGCUUGAUUCUAUCACCUAUGGGGCCUUGAUAAGUGGACUCUGCAAGGAUUCUAGAUUGGACAAGGCACACAUAUUGUAUGAGGAAAUGCUGGACAGGGGUUUAUCUCCCUGUGAGGUGACCUCUGUAACUAUAGCAUAUGAAUUAUGCAUGAAAGAAAACUCUGACAUUGCUUCAUCUUUGCUGAACAAACUGGACAAAAAAUUGUGGAUAAAAAUAGUUUUCAUACUUAUUAGGAAGCUUUGCAGCCAAAAUAAAGUUGAUUUAGCAUCACAUUUUGUGUACAAGCUAUUAGAUAAGGAUGUGGCUCUGGACUCUAUCACUGUGGCUGCAUUCACGAAUGCGUGCUAUAGCUGCAACAAAUAUUCUCUUGCUGCUGAAGUUUCUGCAAUGUCUUCCAAAAGGAAACAUGGUCCCCUAGAAGAUGUUUUGGUAGAAGAUGACAUGGUGGCGGUAUGAGAGUAGUUCUUUGAACAGCUGUUGAGUGUUGAGGGCAAAUAAACUUAUCUUUCUUAGCUACUUUAUGGCAGAGAGAAGCAUGUUCAGAAGAGUUGUCAACAAUGCUUGAAAAUAAGGUUAUGCGGUUGUUCUCGUACAUUACAAGUACAACAGCCAAACAGUAAAUAUGAGGACCACAACAGCUGAGGUGGCCAUCUGAAACUGGAAACUUCCUUGUGAUGGUUGAGCCAAGGAUGCCAUGGGUGUGUUUUUUAGGUGCUGCUCCAUCUGGUCCUUCAACAAGAAGCAGAUCAUAUAGAGCAUCAGAGUUUCAGGAGUUCAAACUUCCAAAUUACAAGAGUAGCAUGGCCGUCAUACAGCAGGUGCUGGUAUGGAUAACCCUUCCAGUUACCUGGAAGUGUUCUUACUAUAAAUUAUAAAAUGACAACAUGUUGACGACACUGUUUGCAGACUUUGAAAAAUGGCCUUGCAAUUUGAUCUUCUCAAUAGGCAAGAGAUAUCUUGCUUGGAGACUUGGUCAUGGCUGGUGCGGGCAUGAGAAGCAGUUUAUGUUGGGGCUCUGAUCAUGGCAGCUAAAAUUGUACCGUGCCAGCAAUGGCUGUUGGAAGUAAUAUGCAGCGGCUGUGCAUGCAAAGUGGUGCAGCCUCACAAAAUUUUGCUUCACUUUCGACAGAGCACUAUGAUUCUUAUAGUGUUGGAUAAGUUGAUCAAAAUGUGAAGUGUUGGAUAGGUUGAUCAUUUUUUUUUCUCCUGCAGUUCAGCCUACCAGCACACUUGUGUACUUGUAUCAAAUUCUGUUUAUAAUGUUAUGGACCUGCAGUAAUUAAAGAAAGUCUUCCUGAGAGGUUAAGUUGUUAAACAA
Molecule: messenger RNA, 3790 nt
Organism: Nymphaea colorata (pocket water lily)
Lineage: Eukaryota; Viridiplantae; Streptophyta; Magnoliopsida; Nymphaeales; Nymphaeaceae
Product: pentatricopeptide repeat-containing protein At4g19890
Exons: 3
Coding region: 697-2928 (743 amino acids)
Molecular function (GO): protein binding
Source: RefSeq, a predicted model, not a curated record